Molecule: messenger RNA, 6148 nt
Organism: Acanthaster planci (crown-of-thorns starfish)
Lineage: Eukaryota; Metazoa; Echinodermata; Asteroidea; Valvatida; Acanthasteridae
Product: homeobox protein PKNOX2-like
Biological process (GO): regulation of DNA-templated transcription
Molecular function (GO): DNA binding
Source: RefSeq, a predicted model, not a curated record
UUCAGUAAGUCACAUGACGUGUGUCAAUCACUUGCAGCGCGUUGUGCUAUGCCCGCCGCCAUAAUAGCUAAACACUGGGUUGACGCUAGACUGACAAUUCAAGCUGGAGCUGCAGAUCCAUAACACAAUGCAACACUCCUCUGGAGUUGAGGUUUCUUCUUCAGGUACAUCACAUGUACCUAUACUUACACAAGAUGGAGCAAAGGAAGAGAGCAAACCAACAACACAAGGGGUGACUCAAGUAGUGACAAGUGCCUCAGCAACAGCUGUAACUGAGGAUAUUCAGGCACAGCUUGAGAAGGAUAAGAGACUUAUCUAUGGACACCCCCUUUUCCCCUUGAUGGCCCAGUUAUUUGAGAAAUGUGAGCAAGCCACUCAGAGCACCGAUCCCCCAACAUCAGCCAGCUUUGAUGUAGACAUUGAAGAGUUUGUUCAUCAGCAAGAUAGAACGGGUAAACCAUUCUUCAGUAAUGAUCCAGAAAUUGACAACCUGAUGGUGAAGGCAAUCCAGGUACUGCGCAUACACCUACUGGAACUCGAGAAGGUCAACGAAUUAUGUAAAGAUUUCUGCCAUCGGUAUAUCACAUGUCUAAAGGGGAAGAUGCAUAGUGAUAUAUUGCUGCGAGAUGAACGACAGCCCGGAACACCAUUUGCUUCAAGUCAACUUUCACAGGAGGGUCAAGGUUCAGCACAGGGGCCAGAAAUGACUCCACCUCAUCAAGUUACCCAACAGGUACAAAUCCAGGUUCAGGCAUCACCUCAACAAGUACACCCAGUUACAGCUGCAUCAGUAGGAAGUGGGACAUACAUCAUACAACCAAAUACACAGUCUGCUCAAUCUGGCUCCGCACAGCUGCAACAAGCACAGUUCCAAACAAUGCUGAACCAAGCAGGCCAAGUGGUGUAUGCUCCAGUUAUUCCACAAGGAGUCAUGACACAACAAGGACUGGUUACCCAAGGUAUUUCAGGAACUGUCCAGUUGCAGAAUACCCCGCAGCAGGGUGUUGGUGCUCAGUCAGUUGUGCCUGUCAUCCAUGGGUCUACACCCAUCUCACAUAUAGGAAUUCCAUCAUCAGGAACAUCUGAACAGCAGAAUGUUACAUCAAUAUCAUACGCUGCCUCAACACCCACAAUAACCAGUGCAGGGGAUGAGUAUGAUGAUGUGAAUGAACUGUUGAAUAAGAGAAAACCAAAGAGAGGUGUACUUCCCAAGCACGCCACCAACAUCAUGAGAUCAUGGCUCUUCCAACAUAUAGUGCAUCCUUAUCCAACAGAAGAUGAGAAGCGAAUGAUAGCAGCUCAGACAAACCUGACACUGUUGCAAGUCAAUAAUUGGUUUAUCAAUGCAAGGAGGAGAAUAUUACAACCAAUGUUGGAUGCUAGCAAUCCUGAUCCCAGCACAAAGACAAAGAAAGUCAAGACUCAGAGUCGACCUUCUACGCAACGUUUCUGGCCGGAAUCCUUAGCAAACCUGAGCUCAACCAACACAGCCAAACCAAGCAGUGACAUUGGCGCUUCAACAGAACUCACACCAACAGUACCAGUACAGCAAAUCACAUUGUCUGGAGAAACUGUCUCAUCGAUGAUACGGGUACAUCAUUCGUCAUCCUCCUCACCUCAAGUGGAGGGUUUGUCAAAUGGGGAGGGUGAUCCUCUUGAAGAGGAUGGAGGAAACAAUGGGUCUGAACUGUCAUCCAAUGAUGGUGGGAUAGGAUUAGGUAGUGAUGAAGAGUCUUCAUGAUUUGAGAGUGGUCCUAAGCAUGAAACGAUGUGAUUAGACAGUAUUGCUCAGAACAAAUGAGGACUGGUUUGUCAGCAAUCAUCUUGUAUGUGAGCAAAGUCCACUCACAGUUGUUCAAGGUCAUCUAAGAGUGACACGUACAAUCUAGGCUCUGCUUUAUAUGAAUUACUAUAAGGUUUUAGUAGUGCCGUUGUCACGAUACUACAUCUGAACUACAGCAAGUAGAAAAUAUCUUUUUGUAUUGGAUAUUUAGAUUACCGUGUUGAUUUUUUUAAUAUUAAGACUGGUCUGAAAUGUGGGAAGAUUGCAAUGGACACUAUUAGCCUCUGAUGCUAUAGGAGACUUCCUAACUAGCCAGCUUACAUGCAAUAGGAUUCAAAGCACACAAUUGGGCCUGUUGCAGUGAGUGCAUUUGAACAUGUAAAAAUGUGUAAUGUACAAGCAUUUUGAAGAUUUAGUGGUGGUACCGUACAUUAUCAAAUGAAGGUACCUGUACAUGUAGCAGGUACUAAAGCCAUGCAUUCUUUAAGUGCAAAAGAGAAGCUAUUGUUACAAUAUUCUCUUCAAAUACUGAAUAUUUUUAUAACUUAAACACAACAUUCAUAUGGAAAUCUUUUGAUGCACUCUGUCAGAAACAAUGUUUGUAAUCCUGCUUAAAUUAGGAGAAUUUCAGGCCGACUUCUGGGAAAGUUAUUAGAAUUGAUGAUAGUCAAUACUUUGAGAAGCUACCUGCCAACAUGCAAGCCAAGGUUAACUGCAUCUAUGUGUACGUGUACAUGUACAUGUACAUCAGGGAUGAGAUUUGUCAGGAUUUUUGUUAGGAUUUCCUGAUUUCAAAACCUGGAAAAUCCUGGUUAAGCAGUAUGGUAUGUUUACAUAAGUUGACAUAGAGCACAAGAAAUGGGUUUUUGCUUGGGGUGCCUUUAGGCAAAUACAAACGUAUGUGCUGCUGUGGGCUCUUGAAUCUCUCUGCUAAUUAUUUUGUGGAUAUUUCACUUUCUUCCUCCCCGAUACAAGUACCGUACAUGAUUCUCAGGCUUACUUUGGCAUUUUCCGAGACAUUACUUUUUGCCAUUCACAGCAUGCCAACAUAUGUACAUGUAUGUGUUCAUAGAUCUCAGCUUUCAUUUCAACCAACAAAAGCCAGUGCUGUUCUAUACCUUGUCCAUGUGGGAAAAAAAUGAGGAUAAGACAUUUAACAUUUCCGGAGCAGGAAAUGGCCGUUCAAAGGCUUUCUUUGAAUUGUAUAAGGAAACUUAUUGUGUCACCCAAGGGAGUUUUAAACAGACUCAUGUAUCAGAAUCUUAGCUUUAAGUGAAAAAAUAUUUACAAUUGAUUUUGUGACACAUUGUCACUUUCAUUUCUUGCUGUAGUUCAUGGAUGAAGAUUAAUCAUGGGAAUUGAUGUUAGUCAAUACUUUGAGAGGUUAUAAGACAUGGUAUUUGCUCAGUACUACAAACUCAAGGUGACUGACAUUCAUCUCAUGGCCAAACUUUUUGUGAAAAAUGAUGGUAUUCUGUGAAAAUGAUUAUAAAGUACCGUAUAUGUAUUGACCAACAUUCUGUGUGAUAUUUACCAUUACUGUUUCAUAUUUGUUUCCGUCGUUUCAGUUCCCCAAAAUACUUCUUCACACAUCAGUCAGUCAAAUAUUUCCUUUUGCACAAAUGUUCUUUUGACAACACAUGCACAGUUGACAAAGGCAUCAUUUGUGUUAUUCACUCAACCACAAAAAUCAGACCUACAAACAGCAUGGUAGUGUUUUGACAGCGUUUUACAUCCCCCCUUUUACACUUUACAGUAGUCUAUUUCAUAUAACCACUACAUGCACAUGUAUAUGUGCAUCAAAAACAAGAAAUGUUAAAGUUCAUGUACACUUCUUUGUUCUUUUGCACUACCAAAUUUAUGGUAAAAACAAAACAAGGAAAGAAGAACAAGUAUUUGAAUUAGAUCAGAGACAAACACUGGUGUGAGAGUUCAGCUUUAUAGCUGAUUUCAGCUUUUUUGUACACCUGGUCUGUACAAAGUAUGGGAACUUUUUACAUUUUAGCUGUUUUCGGCUUUAAGUGGUCACUCACACCCUGCAAACAUAAAGUUGAAUAUUGUCAAGACACAACUAUAAGAUUAGCGAAACACAUUAAGAUAGGAAGCCAAACAAAAAUACAAUAUGCAUCAUUAAUGUAAACCGAACAAUUUCAAUUUUGGUUUUUAUCUCUGAAUUUUGUGCUGUAAGUUGUGUAUCAUUGAACCUUGUCAUUAUUCCUUUUUUCACCCUUCUUUUUGCAUCUAACUUUUUGCAUCUAACUUUUAGAGAAUCAAAGAUUUAAUUUUCCUCCAUGUUUGGGAAUACAUGUAUGUUAGUACUGCAGUUAAUGCAUUGUGCAUUUGCAGUGGGAAAGACUUGAUGUGGAAUUCACUUUUACAUGUAUUGUAAACCCAUACAGUGAUAAUACCCAGAAAUCCAUAAUAUUCGAAAGUUGUUGGCAUUUUGCUGUUGAGGACCAAGGAGUGCAUUGGUGUCGAUAGCUGAUUAAUUUGGCAUUUCUGCCUAGCAAUAAAUUAUUUCAGAAGCUACAAAGUGAGCAUUUUUUACCAUAUUUUAGUAUUUUUUUGUUAAUUCUGUCGAUACAGUUUUUAUAGAUCUGAUGGUCAUGGUCUUGGACUUCAAAAGUGAGUCUCAACUUGUCAUUUAUUUGUGCAUUUACUUGUACCACAAUUUUGCAGAUUUUUCAAAAAUUGCUAGCAUUUUUAUUUUGAGGCAAUCGUUAAAAAUUUAGUAUUUUGGUAUGUAAAGCCCCGUCUUUAAAUCUGGCUUAAUGAUUUACAUUGCUCUCCUGCAAGUGUUAUUCACUCUGGCUGUACACAAACAUGUACAGCAACAUGUUCAUGUUUAAUGUGUGGACUGUUACAGCAUAUUGCAGUUUGGGCCAUCAUCUUGUAUAUGUACAUUUGCACCUGUACACUUAAUGCCUACAAGCCUGUGAAAAGUAAAAGUCGAUGAAAAUAUCCAUCUGGGACCACAUUAACAGUAGCAAACCAUUCCUUAAAUCAUUAUUAAAGAUUGUUAGCUUACUUGUAAAUGUUCCUCUUGACAAAAUGUAUAUAAUUUUCCCUGAAAGUUCCUGUAAGUAAACUUGAAAAAAGGUGUUAGCUUGUGGUACUAGGUCAGGACGGCAUUAAGAUAAGUUGUAACUGAGACUUUGGCAGAGCCAACUGAGCUCUCUGGUUUGAUGUAUUAGUCAGUUUGGUGUUUUGAUGAGAAUGGAUACUACAGUGACCUGUGUGUGGGUGACAAAUGUUGACAGUUCCUAUUGACUUUUACUUGGCAUUGUGCAAAAUCGGUCAGAGGCUAUGGAAUCCAAAGUGAUCCAAGUGAUUCGUGUCUCAUAUUUUCAAAGAACAGGUCACGUUUACAAUUUCAAAAAUCUUACUUAGGCAAAUGAUUGUGCACUUAGAAAUAAAAUGCGAAGGACAUACAAAUACCUCUUCAUAUUGAGUUGUGAAUGGCUGUGUGAUUCCAUUCACUUAAUCGGUUCAGAAAAGUAUCCAUUAUUGUCUUAUGAUGAAGAAAAGUGAAUUUAUUCCUUUGUAAUCAUUGGAACAAAGGAGAUGUAAUACUGCUUAACGACCAUAGCAGAGUUUGAGUCAAAGCUGCUCUGUUAACUCUUAAGUGACAUGAAUUAAAAGUCACUGUCAUGACUGUUGUAGCUGCUUCCUUUUCAAGCAAUGGUGUAUUCUGUAUACUAAAUAGUACAUGCUGUAUAUAUUUCUGGUGAAUCUAUUGAACAAAAGAUGCCUUGACACAUGCGCUGUAUAAAGCUCUGUACUUUUUCAACCAUGGAACAAAUAUUUUUAAAUAAAACUGAAUCAGCUGAGGUAAGCAGUGUUAAAGUUCUGUGAUAAGCAAAUCUAGUAUAGAAAUAUCAGUAAAAUGACAUACACAUACACCACGUGCCACGGAAGCAAGGUGUGAUACAUGGUGUCUUCUAAUGACGAAAUACAGCACAUUCAUGGCCUCUAUAAAGGCAUGCUAUAAAAACUGCACAAAAGUGCAGCCUAUGGCAUUUAUAAAUGCAACCAGCGGCCAAUUCCCAAAACUUAUACCUUGUGUUGCACAACCAUUCAUGGUUUUUAAAAUGCAUAAGGAAACACCUUUACAUUGGCUGAUAGUCAGUAAUGAUAAACAUGUUCAUUUAUCUGUAACCCAAAGGACAGAAUAAGAAAUGUUUAGUGGUAUUUCAUCAUUUGAAGGCAAGCUUCAAAUCUCAUGUGUCAUGAGAAUUGAUACACUGAGCUAUGAGUUUACAAUAACCAAAGUUGAUAAUAUCCCACAGCAGCUUAUGAUUUACACAGUUUUAAGUUGUUUGGUUGUAAUUUGUUGUGUAAUUAAAGGAUCUACACACACUGAAA